Molecule: messenger RNA, 133 nt
Organism: Funneliformis geosporum
Lineage: Eukaryota; Fungi; Glomeromycota; Glomeromycetes; Glomerales; Glomeraceae
Source: the annotation of a GenBank genome assembly
AUGCCUUUUUGGAAUCUACUUCAUAAUGUUAUAUUGAAACUAAUGCAUUGUUGGCUUUCUCAUCCGGCUGCUCAUCUCAAUUUAAGAAUUGAGAGUAUAGGAGAUUCGGAACAUACAAAAGCAAAUAAUGGAA